UAAACAGUGUAUUUUGGUUGCAAGAACACCCACGUGUAACGAUCUUUCAGCAUACCACAGUCACAUCGCCAAACAAGCAAGAGAUCGAACGGUGCUUGAUUCUUUAAAACGCCAGAGAAAACCUCGAUCCUAGACAUCAAAUACCUAAGGUUUGUUUUGGUUUUUUUUUAUUACUAUUUGGGAUACAAAAUGAAUAUCGCUUGCUUUAUAAUCGUCAAAGAAAGCCUAGGAUUACGGGUGUCUUAAGUGGGCCUCACAUUAUUUAUUUUCCUUUAAACUCUCUCUCAUUUGGGUCAAACAAGUCAACAAAACAAAAACACUUUCUUUCUCUACUCCAUCUCUCUCUCUCUAGAUUCUCUCAUUUCUUCUUUCUUUAACCUCUGAGAUUCUCAACAAUGGCGUCGACCACUUGCGCUAGGGAGGUGCACUACAGAGGAGUAAGGAAGAGACCAUGGGGCCGUUACGCCGCAGAGAUUAGAGACCCUUGGAAGAAAACUAGGGUUUGGUUAGGCACUUUCGACACUCCCGAAGAAGCUGCUCUCGCUUACGACGGCGCCGCCCGUUUCCUCCGUGGUAUCAAGGCUAAGACUAACUUCCCUCCUCCUCUCUCUCUCAACCUCAACCACAUUCCUUCCGCCCCCUCCGCCACCGCCGCCGCCGCGGAUAACCACCACAACCAACACCACUGGUUCCCUGCUCCUCCUCCUCUCUCCAUCCCUGACAAUCACCACCACCACCACCGUAUCUUUCUUCGAACCGGAGUGCUCAGCGACAAAGCCUCAGAUUUCCCCACCACCGAAGCGCCGGUUUACUUCGCCGCCUCGCCUGAUGUUGCCACGUCAGCUUCUCGAGUGUUUGAGUUUCCGAUAAUGAGUCCUUCUCCUUCCUCCGCAACGGCGAGACGUGGCUUAGCCAUCGAUCUCAACGAGCCACCGCCGCUUUGGCUGUAAAACAUCGGCGCCGUUCUGCUGACUUCCCCACACGUCGCCGUUUUGAGCACUUUCGAUGGAGCUAUUAUUGUUUAACUUUAAUUUCUUUUUAGCAAAUAACUUUCUUAGAGUAGAGUAUGAGUAGUUUCCUUUUGAACUUGUCCUUUUCUUUUUGGUUAUGCAAGAGACGGAGGUUGAUUAGUUGUUAAUUGAUCAA
Messenger RNA from Brassica napus (rape), 1146 nucleotides. Its product is annotated as ethylene-responsive transcription factor 12. The record is from RefSeq and is a predicted model, not a curated record. Gene Ontology annotation, biological process: regulation of DNA-templated transcription. Bases 396 to 950 code for a protein of 184 amino acids. Gene Ontology annotation, molecular function: DNA binding; DNA-binding transcription factor activity. Lineage: Eukaryota; Viridiplantae; Streptophyta; Magnoliopsida; Brassicales; Brassicaceae. The transcript has a single exon.